AUGUCUAUUCCGGAGCCAAUAACCACAACCGUUGCCACCAGCACCAGUCCAAACGCCGUAAGCCAAGACAACAUCAGCCAAGUACCCGGAAGCAUCCGCAGCAGCAUGGAACGAUUUGCACGAGCACCAGCUUCUGAGGGCCCUUACUUUGCCGGUGCGCGGAUGCUAGAGAGAUCGGCACACCUCACGGGGCUAUCAAGUCAACUCAAUGCCAUGGAGGAGAUUCUGAAGUCUGGAAGUUAG
Penicillium mononematosum is the source of this 243-nucleotide messenger RNA. RefSeq lists its product as uncharacterized. The transcript has 2 exons. NCBI's taxonomy places the organism in Eukaryota, Fungi, Ascomycota, Eurotiomycetes, Eurotiales, Aspergillaceae. The record is from RefSeq and is a predicted model, not a curated record. The coding region runs from base 1 to 243 and encodes 80 amino acids.